Molecule: messenger RNA, 1107 nt
Organism: Nicotiana attenuata
Lineage: Eukaryota; Viridiplantae; Streptophyta; Magnoliopsida; Solanales; Solanaceae
Exons: 3
Coding region: 1-1107 (368 amino acids)
Source: RefSeq, a predicted model, not a curated record
AUGACCGAGCUUGUGGGUUCUCACACCGCGUCCAUACAAAAGUUAGAAUUGCAAAUGAGAGAUCUAUCAAGAGAGCAAAAUCUGAAGCAGAAGAGCAUGCUCCCAAGUGACACAAUAGUGAACCCAAAAGGUAGUGGGAGUGGUCCGACUUCUUAUUGUAAGGCAAUCACAACUCCAAGUGGGAAACUACUUCAAGGAGAGAAUGAACAAGUGGUCGAAGUGGAAGAUUCUGAACAAGAAGUUGGGGCACAAGUUGAGGUGCCAAUUGUUGUUGAAGCCAAAAGACUCCCAAAGGAGGUGAAAAUUCAAGAAGUGAACCGUGAAGAGGUUAAGGAAAAGGUGAAAGAGACACCAAAAACUCUAGCACCAAUUCCUAAGCCUCCUCUUCCUUUCCCUCAAAGACUUGCUAGGAAGCAAUUAUCAGUGAACAUUCCAUUUGUGGAAGGAUUUCAAGAGAUGCGGGGUUUUGCUAAGUACUUGAAGGAGUUGAUAACCAAAAAGAGAACCACCAAGAAUGAAGUGGUGAAUGUGACUCACCGGGUUAGUUCCAUCAUUGCAACAACCACCGUACAAAAGAAAGAGGACUUGGGAGCCUUCACUAUUCCAUGCACGAUUGGCUUGCGCGAUUUUGCACGAGCCCUUUGUGAUAAUGGGGCUAGCAUUAACUUAAUGCCUCUUGCUAUUUACAAGAAAGCGGGGUUAGGUAUGCCCAGGCCUACAAGUAUGAGGUUGCAAAUGGCCGACCGUUCAAUAAAGAGACCGAUGGGAGUUAUUGAUGAUGUUCUUGUGAAAGUGGGGAAGUUCCUCCUCCCUACUGACUUUGUUAUUCUCGACUGUGCUGUUGAUAAAGAAAUCCCUAUUAUCUUGGGGAGACCAUUCCAUGCUACCGAAAGAGCACUCAUGGAUUCGGACGAAAUGAGAUCAAGUUCCGAGUUAAUGACGAAGAGGUUACCUUUCAAGCUAGUAGAGGAUGCAGUCGAGGUGAAGAUGGAAGAAGAAUGCCUUGGUAAGGCAUUGGCGGCUAUUUUGGUAAAUUUUGAUGGUGAAGACAUGGAAGGAUACAUGGAAUCAGUGAAUGCAUUGGAAGGGCUUGGGUCCUACACUUAA